This is a messenger RNA of Aspergillus nidulans FGSC A4, 2211 nucleotides long. RefSeq lists its product as uncharacterized. Bases 1 to 2211 code for a protein of 736 amino acids. Gene Ontology annotation, molecular function: inositol hexakisphosphate 3-phosphatase activity. The transcript has 3 exons. Lineage: Eukaryota; Fungi; Ascomycota; Eurotiomycetes; Eurotiales; Aspergillaceae. The record is from RefSeq and is a predicted model, not a curated record.
AUGCAUUUACCCUAUGCCCUUGGAGUCCUGCUCGUCUCCGCUGCGGGUAGCAUUGCCUCCCCUUUAACAGGAAACCUUGCGGUCUCCUCGUUGAGUACCGAAGUAGAAUCUGACCAAACUGCCUUCUACUACGGGACCGCCAGAAGCAGGUCCUUCUUGAUUGGCAAUGAUGGAAGUGCAGCAACGGGCGGGAUCCGCAGCUUCAGCCUGCAAAACUUGAACGAGACGGCCCGAGUCAAGCCCGGUCGUACCAAGGUAGCUGGCCUCUUGUACGAUGUCGGGCACCGCGACCUUGUCGUCUCCAUUGCAGCACCAGACUCUAUUAUUCGCGUGUUUGAUGUCAAUGGUUUGGGUGAGAUUCCUUCAACGCGGAAGAAGGCACUCGGAGAUUGGUCAUGUCUGUGCACCUGGACUAGUUCUAGCGGAGGCAAGUAUUUUUAUCUCUUGGGAAAGAAGCAGGGCAUCCAGUUUCUGGUGCGAGAGAAGGGGUCAAAAGUCGAGGUUCUGGAGGUCCAAACUUUCCCGCUCCCAGUCGAACCAAGUUCUUGUGCUGUCUCGCCGGAAGAUAACGUUGUAUACUUUGCUGCCGAGGACAAAACGAUUUAUUCCUUUGCAGCUGCGGAAUCUACUACAGCUCCGGAUAUCCAAACACUGGGGCAGGUCAGCGACGAGAUUUCAGGGCUCGCCGUUUACGUGUCUGCCGCGACCCAGUACCUGUUUGUGACUCAGUCAGACAAGGUUGAGGUCUAUACCCCAGAGCUAGAGCAAGUGGGCUCCUUGGCUGUGACAGGUGUGGAAGACCUCGAAAUCGCUGGAACUUCAAUCUACCAAUCUAACUCGUCCCAAUAUCCGUACGGACUGUUGGGCUUCGCUAUUGAGAGUGAUUCUGGCAACGCCUUCGGUGUCGCCUCGCUCGAGCCGGCUUUUACUUCCCUAAAACUGCAGCCAAAUACGUCAUAUACGCCCAGGAGGAGCUCUGGGCAGUCUGGCCCAAAGCAAAACGGCUUCCCGAGCGCAAACAACACUCUCUCCUGUUUUGCCGGUUGGACGGGCUCUGAUUGUACAGAGAUAACAUGCCACAACAACUGUUCCAGACACGGGACCUGUUUAGGUCCCAACGAAUGUAAAUGCCGUAGCCAUUGGGCAGGACCAGAGUGUUCCUGGAUUGGGGUUGAGGCCAAGUACGAGACCGAUGCAAACGGCGGCGACGGCGACGACCCUGCUAUCUGGAUUUCUCCAGCGAACCUUAACCGAUCAACAAUUAUCACGACCACAAAAUCGGAGAUCGGGGCCGGACUGGCGGUAUUUGACCUGAAGGGAAAUCUGCUUCAGACGGUGGCCGCUGGUGAACCGAAUAACGUCGAUAUUAUAUAUGGCUUCCAGGCCGGGCGGCGGACGAUCGAUCUUGCAUAUGCCGCUUGUCGGGAGGACGAUACACUCUGCCUGUUCGAAAUUACACCGGACGGCCUUCUUACUUCUAUCCCGGGUGGAAGACAGCCAACACCGGAAGACUACACGGUUUACGGCUCGUGCAGUUACCGCUCGCCUUCCAACGGAAAACAAUACCUCUUUGUCAACGAAAAGUCUGGUCUCUAUCUCCAAUACGAACUGACUUCCUCGCCUAACGGAACUCUCGCCACAACCCUUGUCCGCAAGUUCACCGGCGGUUCAGGCGGCCAACCGGAGGGAUGCGUUGCUGACGAAGAAAACGGCUACAUCUUCCUUGGAGAGGAGCCAUUGGGACUAUGGAGGUACGAGGCAGAGCCAACGGGGUCUCCAAACGGAACCCUUAUCGCCAAGGUGGGUGAUGGGACUAUCUACGCGGACGUAGAGGGCGUCACGCUACUGCCGGGGCAAACCCCUGAACAGGGUCUUAUCAUCGUCUCGUGUCAGGGGGUGAGUGCGUACUCCGUCUAUAGACGGGCGGAACCGCAUGACCAUGUGUUAACUUUUACGAUUGGGGAAUCUGGCGAUGGGAGCGUUGAUGGGGUCACCAAUACAGAUGGAGUUACUGGGGUGUCGACAGGAUUGAACGACGACUUUCCGAGGGGGUUGCUUGUUGUUCACGAUGAUGCGAAUCAGCUAUCUACAGGUGAAACGGCGGAGCUGGCUAGCUUUAAGCUUGUGAGUCUCGAAGAUGUACUGGCGGCUGCAGGCAAGAGAACGUGGUUGUUCGAGGAAGUCGACGAGACGUGGGACCCGAGGGCGUAA